AUCGUUAUGCUUGUCGCCAGUAGACGGCGACACACCGCUAUUCCAAAAAAAAGCUAGGUUAAGUCAUCCGUGCAGUAGUGACUGUUUUACGAUCUCUGAUCUUUUCGCUCGUCCUAUUUUUUUCUGUGGCGUCGGCGAACUUCGGCCAGUGAUAUUACUGUAACAAUUUAGUAUAAUCGUUAGUGAAACUGAAAAAUGUUGAUAAAAGUGAAGACCCUUACAGGGAAGGAGAUUGAAAUAGAUAUAGAACCUACAGACAAGGUAGAGAGAAUUAAAGAAAGAGUGGAAGAGAAGGAAGGAAUACCACCACAGCAACAGCGAUUAAUAUUUUCUGGCAAGCAGAUGAAUGACGAGAAAACAGCACAAGAUUAUAAAGUUCAGGGUGGUUCGGUGUUGCAUUUGGUACUUGCGUUGAGAGGAGGCUGUAGAUAUAACAUUCCUCAUUUAUAAACAAUGGCCGGAGAGGAUAUUGAAGAAUUGUGAGAGCAUAAGAAAGAAAUAAAAUAAAUUUUUAUCAUCAUGCAUAUGCGCUCAAGGAGAACAAAGUCUAUGUUAUUUUAGAUGAAAUAACAUAGUCGUGUGAUCUACAACCUAAAUAAAUAUUUAAUAAAGUAAUUUAAUCAUGAGUA
Molecule: messenger RNA, 629 nt
Organism: Pogonomyrmex barbatus (red harvester ant)
Lineage: Eukaryota; Metazoa; Arthropoda; Insecta; Hymenoptera; Formicidae
Gene: Nedd8
Product: Nedd8 ubiquitin like modifier
Molecular function (GO): protein binding
Source: RefSeq, a predicted model, not a curated record